AGGACACUUCAAAGUCUACAUGAUGUUUCUUGGAUGAGGCAUGAUCAGUGUUUAAAUUGUCCGCGUCGGCACACUCAACAUCAUGGCCGACCAUUUCUCUUCCAGAUCAAAUGUGCCGACACAGAGUUGACUUGUAUGCACUUGAGUUGUAGAAAUUUCUCCCCUCUGCCUACUCUUCCCCAGAAAUAUAUCUUGAGGAAAUCUAAGAAAAAUGUUCAGCGCGGGAAAAAGUUGCUUCGUACGGGUGGCGAGAAACGUUAAAAAUAUACAUACAAACAGUCAGAUGUCUAGACCCUCUAAGCCUGAGCUUAAAACUUUACCAAUUUUCCAGUAUCCGGUAAGUCGAGAAAAUGACCGCAGAGUGUAUGUGUGGGGUCUUGCAGCACAUGGUGCUCUCGGAGAUUCGAGAGCAAUGAAAAAGGGCAAAAUCUCAAAGCCAAAAAGGUUGUCUUUUGCUGAGCGACAUAAGGUGACAGAUAUCGCUUGUGGGUAUGGCUUUACAGCUUAUGCAGUACAUUCUUCGAAUGGGAACAUUGUUUACGGGACUGGUAUAAAUACAGAUUCACAACUCGGUCACAACCUCGAUGAGAAGUUUUAUAGUAUGAUAUUUAUCCCAAGACCGAUAACUUUACCAUUGAAAGACAUCUCGACCAAAAUUAUUGGCAUGGCUGCUGGAAGAGCACAUUUAUUAAUACUAACGACAGAGGGUUUGUUUACGUUGGGUAACAAUGCGUAUGGUCAAUGCGGCAGACCGAUUAUAUUAAAUGAAAAUUACGAAAAAAGUAUGACAAUCCAUUGUAUACCUGAUAUUAAAGGGAACAAAGUUAUCGCUGUGACAGCUGGUCAAGAUCACAGCAUACUCUUGACAGAGGCAGGUGAGGUAUACACAUUUGGUUGGGGUGCUGAUGGACAGACAGGUCUUGCGCAUUAUCAAAAUGAACAUCGACCGAGUUUGGUCAAGGGUGACUUAGCGGGACAGCGUAUAGUCAAAGUUGCCUGUGCUGCUGAUUGUGUAUUAGCUCUUAGCGAUAAAGGGAAAGUGUAUGGUUGGGGUAAUUCGGAAUAUGGUCAGUUACCAGUUAUAAAAGAUAGUUACCAAGUAAACAUUGCUACAGAAUUAGAUACACAAAACUUAGGACAUAUUAUAGACAUUGCAUCAGGUGGCUGUUUUUGCAUGAUUUUAAAUAGUGAAGGUAAUGUCUAUGUGUGGGGAUAUGGUAUACUCGGUCUUGGACCUCAAGUACAGAAAGUAUUAAAACCAACCAUGAUUCCUCCCACAUUAUUUGGCAAUAAUAUAUAUAAUCGUAAUGUUAAGGUAACAAAUAUAUAUUGUGGAAUUAGUCAACUAGCUGCACUAACCAACAUAGGAGAUUUAUACAUGUGGGGUUGCAAUAAAUUUGGAUCUUUGGGAUUAGGACAUACAAAAGAUCAAUUUUUUCCUUUAAGGGUUGCAGUUGGAGCUCAAGUGAGAAAGAUUACGUGCGGAGUGGACCAUACAGUGGCUCUCUGUAAACCUUUUAUUUGAAGGAACAACAUUUAUUUAAAUAUCAAUUUAUUUAUUGAAACAAGUUUUACAAUGCUUUAUUUUGAAUGUUUCGGUGUCAAUACAAAUGAUUACAAAAUAUCUCACAUGCCUUCAUCAGGCAAUAAAAGGACAGUACUAAGCGAUAUUUACAAUUCUAAUUCUAAUUCUAAUUUGGCUAAUGUAAUACAUUCAUGCGGUUUUGUUUAUUAAAAAAAUUAACUUAUGUAAUAAUUUGUUGUAUUUUUAUUACAAAAAUGUGUAUAGCAUACUUAUGAUUAAAACAAAAAUGUUCAACA
This is a messenger RNA of Solenopsis invicta (red fire ant), 1821 nucleotides long. Its product is annotated as RCC1-like G exchanging factor-like protein. The transcript is spliced from 9 exons. Lineage: Eukaryota; Metazoa; Arthropoda; Insecta; Hymenoptera; Formicidae. The record is from RefSeq and is a predicted model, not a curated record. Bases 212 to 1525 code for a protein of 437 amino acids.